UUCAUAUGGUCAUUAUUCAUGGAGCCAAAACCUAAAGAGGAAGAGAGAGAGGAAUAUUAUGGCAAGUGCAAACAAAGCAACUAUUUCUCUUUUAAGUUGGACCCAUAUCUUUAAUAUGAGAAAGAAUUAUAAGUAGCUCACACCUCAACCUACCUCUAUUUCAAAGCUUACUCACCACAUUUUCUCUAAACUCGCUUUCUCUUCCCCAAUGGACAGGGAAGACUCUGUCCUUAUACACAAUAGUCUUUGUCCUCAACCAACCACUUCCUUGUCUUCCUACAUUAUUGCCUCAACCUCUUCUAAUUCAUCCUCCUCCUUAGAAGAAGAAGAAGAAGAAGAAGAAGCUACUAACACUAAAUGCAAAGAAAAGAAAAAGAAGAAAGUGGGAAUGGUGAAUAAAGUGAAUGAUAGGAAGAAUAAUCCAACGUAUAGAGGAGUAAGAAUGCGUCAAUGGGGCAAAUGGGUAUCAGAGAUUAGAGAGCCAAGAAAAAAAUCAAGAAUUUGGCUCGGAACUUUUCCAACUCCUGAUAUGGCUGCUAGAGCUCAUGAUGUGGCUGCUCUUACUAUCAAAGGCUCUUCGGCUUACCUCAAUUUUCCCGAAUUAGCUGCCGUGCUGCCACGUGCAGCUAGUGCCUCUCCUAAAGACAUCCAAGUUGCGGCUGCUAAAGCAGCCGCAACUGUUUAUAACCAUGCAAUCACCGAUCAGAUUGAGUUAGAAGCUGAAGCCGAGCCGAGCCAAGCUGUUUCUUCUUCGUCGUCGUCUUCUUCUUCUUCUUCUUCGAGUCACAAUGAAGGAUCAUCAUUGAAGGGUGAGGAUGACAUGUUUUUGAACCUACCUGAUCUCACACUUGAUUUAAGACAUAGUGGUGAUGAUGGGUUUUAUUAUUCCUCAUCAGCUUGGCUUGUAAAUGGAGCUCAACAUAUCGACUCGAGUUUUCGGCUUGAAGACCCUAUUCUAUGGGACUCUUAUCAAGUCACAUAAUUUAUCAUACAUCCAACUUCCCUUUGUAUGCUUAUGUUGGUCUUCAAUACUACUUUUUCUUUUGUUCCUUUCUCUUUUGGGUUUUUUUUUUUUCUACUUGCUAGAAUGUUGAAGUUCUACACUAUGCUUGUGGUUUGAAAACACAAAAGCAUGUGGGUGAUUUCGUGGUGGAAACUCGCGAUGAGGCUGAAGUUACAAAUUGGAGCUUCUGAUUUUUCGUGAUGAAAAGUGCAUUGGAGCGUGAGCAUGAAUUGACCAUCAAGAUAUUCCAAAUAAUAUGAUCCGUGGAAGAAUGACAUAGUUCAUGGAGUGCCACUUCACUUCAAACAAGUUUUAUGUCAAAUCAAAAUAUUUCUACGUGCACAUACAAAGACUAACCUAUUGAGAAAUCGUUCAACACUAAAAAUCUCUUUCAAUGGAGAUUGGUCUAUUCGCAAACAUAGUAAUCGAAACAUAGACCUCACAUUUAAAGAAAUCGAGCUCAUUUCACUCAUAUUAUCUCGUGGUACAUCAACUAAAGAUUUAAUUAUUGUAAUUUGUAAAUAUUAGAUCCUCUUUCUGCUCCAAAUUGUGUUUUCUCUCUCUUUCAAAUAAGGUAAUAAAUUUGCUCGUAUAUGUUUCACUUCCUCACAUUUGCUUGUAUAUGUACGGGGAAGUGUUGAAUAAAAUUCAGCUGGUUUUAUAAUUAGUGUGUGUGUGGAGUAAAAUUAAGCUAGGAUUCAUUUUAAUAAGUAUUAUUCACGUGGAAAUGCAGUUUUUAUUUAUUUA
Molecule: messenger RNA, 1750 nt
Organism: Medicago truncatula (barrel medic)
Lineage: Eukaryota; Viridiplantae; Streptophyta; Magnoliopsida; Fabales; Fabaceae
Product: ethylene-responsive transcription factor ERF039
Exons: 1
Coding region: 209-982 (257 amino acids)
Biological process (GO): regulation of DNA-templated transcription
Molecular function (GO): DNA-binding transcription factor activity; DNA binding
Source: RefSeq, a predicted model, not a curated record